AAAUCAAAAUUUCGUAAAAAAAAUCUACUUUUUAAAAUAAAUGGCUCAAUCCCAAGAUAUUUGCUCAGAAAAUGUUGCAGCUAAUUACGAGAAAUUCAAAGGUUUUGGUGAUAAAGUCUACCAAGAAUAUGAUACGCUUUACAAACAAAUGUGGUCGAAAUUAAAUGCUGUUCAUUUGGAACCAUUUGCUAAAAUUCUAUUGGAGCGGGAAAAUAUUGCUCUAAAAGGCCAAGAUGAACUAACAGAAACCAUACGCCAUAAUUUGCAAAACCAAAUGCAGCAAGCUUUACAUACUUUUUGGCAUUCAAAUAGUGUAUCCGAAGCCCUAAUUUCACUAGAAAUGUGCAAAGAGAAGUUCAAAUCUUAUGAAGGACAUAAAUGGAAUAUGGAUGACAAAACACCUUGGGAACGUACUCGACCCACACGCAUGCGGUUUAAGGAGAAUCGUUUACGUUAUUUACAAGCCCAAUUGAACUUUCAAAAUAAGCAAUUGGACGAAGUUUUACAAGAAAAUAUAGCCUUACGCAAAAACAUACAGGAUGUUAAACAUCAGCGUAUUUAUUUAAUGGAAUCUAUGGGCAAUUUUCGCAAAAAAAUCCAAUUGGCAAAAACAGAAAUUAUGGAGUUACAACAACAAAUUCUAACAGAAAACGAGGAAAAUAUCGAGCGAAAUAUUAAAGACGUUAACCGGCAAUAGUAUAUAAAUAUGUAUGCAUUUUUAUAAAAAUAUUAUUUUUUUAAAAUCAUUCUUAAAAUAAAUAACGUUAUUGAUAGUAUUGAA
This is a messenger RNA of Calliphora vicina (urban bluebottle blowfly), 781 nucleotides long. It is a transcript of the gene Nnf1a, whose product is annotated as Nnf1a. The transcript is spliced from 2 exons. Bases 41 to 697 code for a protein of 218 amino acids. The record is from RefSeq and is a predicted model, not a curated record. NCBI's taxonomy places the organism in Eukaryota, Metazoa, Arthropoda, Insecta, Diptera, Calliphoridae.